UCGGAGAAACAGUGUGACGUCAAACUAAGGCUUCCGGGCUGGUAGCGGUGGCCCGGUAAUUCAUAGAUUUUGCUUCUUUAUUGCAAUUUUAUGUCAUGCUUGCUGUUGUUAUUUAUUGCCGGAAAAUCCAAUGUAUAUAGUUUAUGCGAAUAUUUUUAUCGGAACUGCCGUUACGAGGAUACAUAUAACGAAGACGGUCCCGGAGCGGCUCGGGCAUAGCGGUUGAGAAAAGAGGGUGCCUUGCUGCAUGAAGUACCCACCAGCUGGACUGGCAGCACUUCAGAAUACUUUGUACAGACCAGCUCAGUUUGUCAUUGGUCAGAARGGAUCGACUUKUCUCCAGGACCGACUUCGUUACAAAAAUGAAGUUGAAGGAGGAUAUAAACCCCCUGCUCCUGCAGGUUUUCCGCUCUGUCGUCUGGGUCUAUUCCGUCAUAACCUUCCUACCCUGGUACUUCUUUUCCGGGGCCGGAACCAAUUUGGAGCGAGCGCGUCGGAUUAAGGCCUGCUCUAUCAGCGGACACCCAGCGGGACCUUACAGGGCCGUCAAUAGCCGAGAAAAGYUGGUGGCACUGGUGCAGCCGGGAGUCGACACACUGGACAAAAUGUUCGAGUUUGCAGCGAGGAGGUUUCCAAACAGGGACUGCCUGGGCACCAGGGAGGUGCUGAGUGAGGAGGAUGAACUGCAGCCAAAUGGAAAAGUGUUUAAAAAGGUGAUUCUGGGGAACUAUAAAUGGUUCACAUAUGAGGAAGCCUACAAUGCAGCAAAGUGCUUUGGUAGUGGUCUGGCAGCUCUUAAUCAGAAGCCUCACCAUAACAUCGCCGUUUUCUGUGAGACCAGAGCGGAGUGGAUUAUAGCAGCGCAGGCCUGCUUCAUGUACAAUUUCCCACUCGUGACACUGUACGCCACACUCGGGCCCAAAGCCAUAGCUCACGGGCUGAACGAGACAGAGGUCACUCACAUCAUCACAAGCAAGGACUUACUCCAGAGCCGCCUUAGGGCCAUUUUGUGCGACGUGCCGAGGCUCCAGUACAUCAUCGUCGUGGACAUUAAACCCACAAGCUGGUCAGACAUGCCCAGAGGCAUCACAGUCUACAACAUGGAGGGUGUGAAGGAGCUGGGAUCCAAGCCCGUUCAGAUGGACCGCAGACAGCCGGAGCCCUCGGACAUCGCUGUCAUCAUGUACACCAGUGGUUCCACUGGCAUCCCCAAGGGUGUGAUGAUCUCCCAUGGCAACCUCAUCGCCGGCAUCGCAGGCAUGGCCGAGCGGAUCCCAAAUCUCAAUCAGACUGACACUUACAUUGGCUACCUACCACUGGCCCACGUUCUAGAGCUCAGCGCAGAGCUGGUUUGCAUCUCCCACGGCUGUCGCAUCGGAUAUUCCUCUCCUCAGACUCUCGCCGACCAGUCCUCCAAGAUCAAGAAGGGCAGCAAAGGGGAUACCAGCGUGCUAAAACCGACUCUCAUGGCAUCUGUGCCAGAGAUCAUGGAUCGAAUUUACAAAAAUGUCAUGACCAAAGUGGACGAGAUGAGUAAAUUUCAGAAGACGCUCUUUGUGUUGGCGUAUAACUACAAGAUGGAGCAGAUCUCUAAGGGCUACAGUACGCCUCUCUGUGACAGAAUAGUUUUCAACAGAGUGCGGUCUCUGUUGGGAGGCAACACUCGGGUGCUGCUUUCUGGUGGGGCUCCACUCUCAGCGGCAACGCAGCGCUUCAUGAACGUCUGCAUGUGCUGCCCGGUGGGACAGGGCUACGGCCUGACAGAGACGUGUGGGGCUGGUACCAUCAGUGAGAUGUGGGAUUACAGUACAGGACGUGUUGGUGCGCCGCUGGUUUGCUCAGAGAUCACGCUGAAGGACUGGGAAGAGGGUGGCUACCACAGCACUGACAAGCCAAACCCAAGGGGGGAAAUUUUGAUUGGAGGUCCAAAUGUAACAAUGGGUUACUACAAAAGUGAAGGCAGGAACCAUGAAGACUUCUUCGUGGAUGCGAAGGGCCAGAGAUGGUUCUGUACGGGAGACAUAGGAGAAUUCCAUCCUGACGGAUGCCUGAAGAUUAUCGACCGUAAGAAAGACUUGGUGAAACUCCAGGCAGGCGAAUACGUCUCUCUCGGAAAAGUAGAGGCGGUUUUGAAAAACUGCCCGCUYAUAGACAAUAUCUGUGCCUACGCCAACAGUGAAGAGUCAUAUGUGAUCAGCUUUGUGGUUCCCAACCACAAACACCUCAUGGGAUUGGCGGAGCAGGUUCAAGUAAAGGGCACGUGGGAAGAGCUCUGCAACAAUCCCAAGAUGGAGAAGGAGGUUCUCCGCGUCAUAACUGAGGCGGCCGUCUCAGGCAAACUGGAGAAGUUCGAGAUUCCCAAAAARAUCCGCCUGAGUUCCGAGCCGUGGACGCCGGAGACCGGCUUGGUCACCGACGCGUUCAAGUUGAAACGCAAAGAGCUCAAAACACACUACCAAGACGACAUUGAGAGGAUGUACGGUGGGAAGUAAAAGAGUAGAUGCACUCCAAAUGACCGUCUCACGAGGAUUUACAUGGACGACACUCACAUACACGCAGACUUGUUCGCCUCCUCUUCAGCUUCUCUGUCACCAUCUUCGAUCAAACGAGGCAGAAAAAUUCUGGAGGCAGGUUCACAUCUUUAGGUCGAGAGCAAGAGGCCAAUCCCACCAGACGCACUAACAACUCCACUCUACACCGAUCCAAAAAAGCCCAUCGAGUUGCCACGGCAACCACAUGAAGUCAGACCUUUGCAUGACUCAAAGUAUAAAGAAUGUCAUGCUGGACGUUUGUACAUCCGUGUCUGUCUCGCUUCUCUUCUCCCCCGCCACGCCUUCUGGAACAUUCCACCUCUACAGCUCGGUUUGCUAACACGCGGCGCAGAUAUCCGGCAGGGACGUGCGAUCCCUCUUAAGACUCUGAGGAACAUUCAGGUUGGAAUAUUUGCAGGGAUCAUUGUUGUCAUUAUUUUUUUUCUUUUGUGUGUUUUGCAAUGUUUCUUCUAUGUUUGGUUUGUCUGCAUUGGAAUCCAUGUGUGCGGUGAGUAACUGUUGCGAAGCCAUGAGAGAUUUUACGUUACGACAUUGGAAAAUACGUUUUCUUGUUACUUGUAUUAUUCAGAUGGGUUUACUGUUUUUAUAUGGUUAAGUUGUAUUUUCUACCUGCUCAUGCUCCAUUGUAUGUUUUCAUUCCAUUUUUAAGGUCGUUUUCUCCUUUUUUUUGUCAGGAAUCCCAAAGUUUUCUCAUUUGAGUGYAUGUUUACUCACUCGUCUCUUUUCUCCCUGCUCCCAACUAAUGCAGCAUCAAUGGGGUAAGGUGUCCUUUGAGACAAUGCAUGGGUUGGGAUUUGCUCCAAAAUGACCUGCGUCAUCUGCCCUGWAUUCCUCCGGUCAUAAUUAAUGCACCAAUAUGGAUAUACUCCAAGGGAACUUAGCUUACUGUAGAAUGGUUUGAAGUAGAUUUAGUCUUUUUUUUGGGGCGGGGGGGUUCAGUUGUAUGUUAAUCUUAUUAACCAUAGGUCUUACUGUUACUUCUCUCAGUUUUUAAAUAGAAUAAUGAAAUACAAAAAUGAAUGUGCAAUAUUUAUACUCGAUGUUAAUGAAAGAAGGAAGAAAAUGCACAGCCGACAGCUUUUUUUUUUUUUUUUUUUGUGGCGUAUUCGACACCAAGCUUCGUUUAGGGUGAAGGCUUUGUAGAGGAUGGUAGAGAGACACUG
This is a messenger RNA of Poecilia reticulata (guppy), 3715 nucleotides long. It is a transcript of the gene acsl3b, whose product is annotated as acyl-CoA synthetase long chain family member 3b. Gene Ontology annotation, cellular component: plasma membrane; lipid droplet; endoplasmic reticulum. Lineage: Eukaryota; Metazoa; Chordata; Actinopteri; Cyprinodontiformes; Poeciliidae. Gene Ontology annotation, biological process: long-chain fatty acid metabolic process; neuron differentiation; long-chain fatty-acyl-CoA metabolic process. Gene Ontology annotation, molecular function: long-chain fatty acid-CoA ligase activity. The record is from RefSeq and is a predicted model, not a curated record.